UAUAUUCGGACUAUUCAGACUACAAUCAGACAUAAAGGAGAUCACUCGAAAAAUUGUAUUUGUUUUGAAGUUUAAGCUUCUACCAAAUCUCAUAAUUAUGGGCAUACUAUAUCACAUAGCUCCCUUAUUAGAAAAAGCGGCCCAAAAUUUAGUUCCCUUACCAAAGGGUUAUUAAUUAAUUUUAGAAUAUCAAAAAUAUGCUCUAAAAAUCCGGUUCGACAUCUAGGUACUCCUUGAUUGUGCUGCGUUCUGUAGACACUUCAUUCUACUAUUAAAGUACACAUUUUAUGAAGUGCACGUCUCGCGCUUAUUUCUCUUCACUCCCGUAAAUAUAUAUAACUGCUUGUCGCAGCUGUUUUCCGAACUUAUUCAAUCUACGUCAGUGUCAACAAUAAUUUGAUAUGAAAUAUAUUUUUUCUACAACAUACGAUGAGAUACAGUGAGAUUUGCAAAUUACUACAGCUGCUGGUUACAUUGGCAUUGGUUCUUAGCGGCAAAGAGGAGUCAAGAGUGAGUCGAGUGAAGCGUCUGGCUACACCCAAUUACGAUCAGGAAGUGUACGAAAGCAUGGCCAAAUAUGUCGUAUCGAUUAGGUCGCGAUCGCCGAAAAGAUACUUUGGCGACAAUCAUUUCUGUGGCGGCUGCAUAAUAUCCCCCCGAUUUGUGAUAUCAGCCGCAAUAUGUGUCAUGGAGUAGAAGCGAUCAUAAGAUAUUGCUUCGAAGUCGGGUGCUGAUGGUUGUUGCUGGAACACCGAACCGUCUGAAGAUUGUCACCGGUCAGACUCUGAAUGUUCCGGUUGCGGAUAUAUAUGUCCCAGGCAACUAUACCGUGUACAAUACAAACAAUAUUGCGAUUAUGAAGCUGGCCUAUGACCUUCCCUCCGAGAGCAAGCACAUUGGCAUUAUCAAUCUGCCCACCCAACCACCCGAUACUGAUCUUAUUUAUAGGGUCCUGGGCUGGGGGCGUGUUUUUAAAGGCGGUCCUCUGGCGUCCAGGUUAUUGUAUAUCGAUGUCACGUUACAGAAAAGAAAUGUUUGUGAGUCUAUGAUCAAAAAUUUCAAGCCGGAAAUGUUGUGCGCCGGCAAUAUGAAUUCUUCAAACGAUGCAAAUCCCUGCCUGGGCGAUUCCGGCGAUCCGCUAUUAUUGAAUUUAACAGUUUAUGGCAUCGCCUCAUAUGGCCUCGGCUGCGGUUACGGCAGUAUGCCAUCGGUCUACACGGACGUGUGGUACCACAUGGACUGGAUCAACUCAGUCAUGAAUCGAAAUUUCAGCCCAAAAUAUCAGUUGCUGCCCCAUUAUAUGUUCCUCUUGUCAAUUAUCGUGAUAUUUCCAUUUUAAGCGAAGCUGCUUUCUCAGAAUGUACUCCAUAUGUUGCCAGAUUGAUAUAUGGAAUGCAUAAUAAAGCAUUCAAUAUGUUGACUUGUAAA
Messenger RNA from Drosophila virilis, 1428 nucleotides. The record is from RefSeq and is a predicted model, not a curated record. NCBI's taxonomy places the organism in Eukaryota, Metazoa, Arthropoda, Insecta, Diptera, Drosophilidae.